Molecule: messenger RNA, 8004 nt
Organism: Papilio machaon (common yellow swallowtail)
Lineage: Eukaryota; Metazoa; Arthropoda; Insecta; Lepidoptera; Papilionidae
Gene: Not1
Product: CCR4-NOT transcription complex subunit 1
Exons: 15
Coding region: 443-7726 (2427 amino acids)
Biological process (GO): nuclear-transcribed mRNA catabolic process, deadenylation-dependent decay
Cellular component (GO): CCR4-NOT core complex; P-body
Molecular function (GO): molecular adaptor activity
Source: RefSeq, a predicted model, not a curated record
UGGCUGCUUAGUGUGUCUUUAUUUCAACGGAAUAUAAUUUAAUUUUGAUUCAAAUAUAAGCAUAAAUGUGUUCAGUAGAAUGUUUAAUUUAGGUCUUUUUAUAAAAACAAUAAAAAUACAGUACAGUGAAACUUUUUGCCAAAUCAAUAACUUGUUCGUUUAAGUUGGAGGGGGCUUGCGAUUGUCCCUUUCUUUCCUCUAUCUUUCUCUCGGUCCAUUUCGUGCCGUGCGUUCUCCUUAUGUGUUGUGUCGUGUCUGAUAUUUUUCUAGAUUACUUCUUAAGAAAACCAUGUUAUUUUUAAUGAAGUAAAUUUAAAGAAGUAUUGGUGAUGUUGACCUUAGGUUUAUUAUUAUUUCGCAAAAAACCAUCCACUUUUACCACCACGGUUCGCCAAAAAUUUAGAAAGCUUCAACCACGUUUCGGAUUUGGAUUGAUGAAACUAUGAACCUGGACUCUUUAACGUUUAGCUUAUCACGAAUCCAUUAUCUCGUUAUAAAUUUAAGUAAGAAGAACUUCAAGCAAACAAGUCAAGAGUUGUCACAGAUUGUCAGUCACUAUGGCUUGGAAGCAGAAAAUCAGUUGCUGAGGUCUUUGCUCACAGAGGCAGCAAAGGCUUCUUGGGAUACUGAUCGCACAGGCCCUGCAGUCAACAGCAUUCAUGCGUCUCUUCUGGCUCAGUAUUUGGGUUCGUUGUUGAGCCAUCCCGCUAAGUCAACUGUCGUCUGUCGAGCUGUGGACAACCCCAAUCGUUCUGUGCAGAAGAUUUUAAAACCUUCUAACACUUUACUCAAUCGUCUUUCAAGAUUGUUGAAGUUAACAACUGCUGAAGAUGUCACCUUGUCGUUGGUGUUGAGGCGGUAUUCAUCCAAAACUGAGAUCACAGCGCUAGCAAAACAACAUCUGAAGAAAAGAUUUUUGGAUCUUGUACAGUGUUAUUUAGAUGCUGAGCAUGGUCAUCAGGCUGAGCGUGCAGGCCUUCAGGAAUGCAGCCCUGAAGUUUUGCAAACUCUCCUUAUAAAUCUCGCGUACGAGAACUUUCGCCUCGCUCCGGUAACAAAAGAGUUAUUUGUGAAACGUUUACGUGUUGACUUCCCUCGAGAAGUAGUGCCAAUAGUGUUAGCACCUCUGCUUUAUCCUGACGAUACACAAACCCCAUUGGAGGAAAUGAGUACUGCCGACGACAUGGCGGUCGCAAUGAUGGAUAAUUCACUUGCGGAAAUCAUCCGCGACAUUGGAUACAACUUUACAUCAUCAUUCGAAGAAUGCAAGAACAACAUGUUGAAUUUUGGAGCGCGAGAGCCUACCGCAAUAGAUGUUGCGCGUAUAAUUUCGAUGAUGGUGCGCUUCCAUACCACGGUGCCCGACGGGCCCCAACUUCAAACUCCGGGAAACUUCUGGAUGAAUCACGAAACAAAGAAAGAAGGAAUCACACAAGGACAUGGAGAAUCCUGGAAUGCAGAGAUAUUUGUACAGACACUCAAGGAGCUGGCAUCUAACUUGAAUUGGAAAGAAGUCAUAUUGCAACUGGAUCAUCCAGAAUUUAUUGUCCCAGAUAGACAAGGAUUGAGCCUAUUGUUUUCCAUCUUGCGUUUAGGUUUACAGAGUGCGGGCUAUCCAUCCAACAUAUUCCCUGUAGAAUAUCUAUGCCGCAGGUGGACCAACCUGGAAGGACAAAUGAGUUUGAUUACUAAUAUUUUGAAACAUCCAGAUAUAUUUAGCCUUGCUGAUUAUCCAUUCCAUCCGGUGUCCAUUGACAUACUCAAGUCUUUGCCAGAAAGUGAUAACAAAGAAAUAGCCACUUGGCGAUGUCUGUACCUAGUUGAAUUGCUAUUGUAUGCAUCUGAGCGAGGUUACUAUAUGCAAGUCCAUGAGCUGUUCAAGUUUCCUUUACAGCAUUGCCCAGACGUUUUGAUGCUAGCCUUGUUGCAAAUAAAUGCACCAAUCACUGUAUUUCAACAGGAAUUGCUGUCUACUUUGAUACCAAUAUUUUUGGGCAACCAUCCCAAUUCUGGAAUUAUUUUGCAACAUGCAUGGCAUUCACAGAAUCCGAACAUCAAACCAAUUAUCAUGCAUGCAAUGGCGGAAUGGUAUAUACGCGGAGACAGUGAUCAAUCCAAGUUAUCAAGAAUCUUGGAUGUGGCACAAGACUUAAAAGCUCUAUCGCUGCUACUGAAUGUCCAGUCUUUUCCCUUUGUUAUUGAUUUAGCUUGCCUAGCAUCAAGAAGGGAGUACCUGAAAUUGGAUAAAUGGUUAACUGAUAAAAUACGAGACCACGGUGAAACUUUUGUCUCUGCUAUGGUAAAAUUUUUGCAGAGAAGAUGUCCACCUGUGAUGGGGAAACCACCAGAAGAGCAGUUGCCCAAAGCCGCGCAGUUGCCACCGGAGACUAUUGGCACCAUGCUGACAUGUCUACAGCUCUGCGCUCCUAAUGUCGUCCAGGAAUUACAGGAAGCGAUCUAUAAUGUGGUAGCGACCUGCCAGACUUUAAUAAUUAAUAAAACAAGACAAACAAUGGCGGGAAUUGCUCGCCCUCAUACUAGAGUAAUUGAAACACCGUUUAACCCUGCAGCUUUGGGAGGGCAACUUUUCACUCCGCAUGUCGAUUCGAUAGCUAAUCUUACUCCGAAUGUCGCUAAUAUGACCUUAGGCGCACCAGCAAAUUCCGCAUUCGCAAUGCCUGGUACUUUAGGACCUUUGGUGCCACCCCCUGGGUCUCCUUCCCGAUUGCUAGGACCGGGUCCAAAUAGCCCUUACCCCAUGAUGGCAAUUCCGCAUAAUCCUAACAUUCCCAAUAUGGGCGCUUUACGAAUGGCGCAAAUGCCUCCGAUGGAUAAAUUUCGUUUACCAGAUCAAAUUCAUUUUCCUGAAAUUAUGCACAAUGUUUCAAAAGAAAUUGAGGAUGAAGCAAAUGGCUAUUUCCAAAGGAUAUACAACCACCCCCCACACCCUACUCUUUCUAUAGAUGAGGUGCUAGAAAUGCUUAAGAAAUUCCAAGAUUCGCCAAAUAAAAGAGAGCGAGAAGUAUUUUCAUGUAUGCUUAGGAACUUAUUUGAGGAAUACAAAUUCUUCCCUCAAUAUCCCGACAAAGAACUUCAUAUUACCGCACAAUUAUUUGGCGGUAUCAUUGAAAAGGGUCUUGUUCCGACUUACGUGUCCUUGGGUUUAGCCUUGCGAUUUGUUUUGGAUGCGCUUCGGAAGCCGGAGGGCUCUAAAAUGUAUUACUUUGGUAUAGCAGCGUUGGAUAGAUUCAAAUCACGUUUAAAGGACUAUCACAAAUAUUGUGAGCAUGUCCGUGCUAUACCACAUUUUAGCGAAUUCCCUCCGCAUCUGAUUGAGUAUAUCGAAUAUGGACUGCAGAGUCAAGAGCCGCCCACAAAGCCUCAGGGUGCCGUGUUGCCCGCCAGUCUGGCCGCUAUGUUGAGUCAAAAUACUGUUGUCACGGUUUCCGCGCCAUACAGGACCGUGGUAGGUGCCCCGAACCCCAUGAGCGUGAUAUCCAAAGUGGCGAACUGCGUGGCCGGCGGCAUCGGCAGUCGGCCGUCCAUCGCCAUCGCUACCAACAUCGACACGCUGCUCACGGCCACCGAUAGGGAAGAGAAGAUUAACGCGCCCCCAGAAGCUAUACAAGAUAAAACCGCCUUCAUUUUCAAUAACUUGAGCCAACUCAACCUUCAAACUAAAUGCGAAGAGCUAAAAGAAAUCAUAACCGAAGAAUACUACCCUUGGCUUUCACAAUACCUUGUUAUGAAACGCGCAUCCAUUGAAUUCAAUUUCCAUGCCUUGUAUUCUAAUUUCCUAGACGUCCUAAAGGCGCGAGAAGUUAAUAGGCUUGUCAUAAUUGAGACUUAUCGAAAUAUUAAAGUGUUGUUGCGUUCCGAUAAAAGCAUAGCCAACUUCAGUGACCGAUCUUUGCUUAAAAAUCUCGGCCAUUGGUUGGGCAUGCUCACGCUGGCUCGCAAUCAACCAAUUCUUCUCGUUGAUAUUGACCUAAAAGCACUUUUACUUGAAGCUUAUCAUAAAGGCCAACAAGAACUAUUAUACGUCGUACCCUUCGUAGCCAAAGUUCUAGAGUCGUGCGCGAGGAGUGUAGCAUUCAAACCGCCGAACCCUUGGACCAUGGGAUUAAUGAACGUAUUAGCCGAACUUCACCAAGAACCUGAUUUGAAGUUGAACUUAAAGUUUGAAAUAGAAGUGCUUUGUAAAAACUUAAGCUUAGAUAUAUCAGAAUUAAAACCAACUCUGUACCUAAAAGAUCCUGAGAAGCAUAGGCUUAUUGAAUUCCAACUUUCCCAGCCGAAAAUGAAUAAGGAACCACCUGUAAAUGUUAUUCCUAUGAAUCAAGCCAUUAUACAGGCCCCGCAGAUGCAAAUGAUGCCACCUCAGCCACCAAUGAUUCCUGUCGAAGAAAUGACCUUAAGUGUACCACCACCUCCUAUUGGCAUCGAUCCCACUUUAAUGGGAGUCCUUGGCAUACCAGAGCCCCGUUUCAAUUACUUGGACGUAAAUGUCACUUCAACCUCAGCAUUUGGACAAAAAAUUUGUUUCAAUCAUCACAUUCUGUUAUUCCAAAACUAUCCCCAUUUAAAACAGUUUGUCAAACCUGCUAUCGAAAGGUCUAUUCAAGAAUGGAUUCACCCAGUCGUUGAUAGGUCUAUUAAAUACGCCCUGACUACCUGUGAGCAGAUUAUCCGUAAAGAUUUCGCCCUAGAUCCGGACGAGGGGCGCAUGCGUACUUGCGCCCAUCACAUGAUGCGCAACCUGACUGCAGGCAUGGCUAUGAUCACAUGCCGGGAGCAGAUCAUCAGCACCAUCAGCACCAACCUGAAAGCAGCCUUCCUCACAGCACUCAUGCCCGCUAAUCCACAACAGCUUGUGUUCCAGAAGGAUAUAGUUGAAAGUGCAGCAGCUGUUAUAGCGACAGAGAACAUGGAAUUAGCUUGUGCCUUUAUUCAGAAAACUGCCGUUGAAAAGGCAUUACCCGAACUUGAUAAACGUCUAAUGAACGACUAUGAAGUUAGAAAACAAGCUAGACUCGAAAACCGACGUUAUUACGACCCGAUAGUUUUGACAUACCAAACCGAAAAUCUUCCCGAAAGAGUGAGACUGCGAAUGGGAGGACCUAUGGACAUGCAGAUUGCUGUAUAUGAAGAAUUCGCUUGCAAUAUUCCUGGCUUCAUGCCCCUGAGAGACGCUGGCAUGUUCAUUCCAAAGCCAUCCCAAGAGCAAAUUCCACAGCUCACUUUUAGUCAAGUUAUGAACCCAGCUCAAGUGUAUGGCACAGAUGAGAUGGGAGCUUUAAUAACAGCAGCCGAGAUGUUCCUGUCCAAUGCAAUGAAUACACAGAGUUUUCCUGUUCAAGCUACAAAUAUGCACACUCUUCUUGAGUGUCUCGUAAUUGCAAGAAGAAACCGUGAUAUUGUAUCCGGUUGUAACUUACUACAGAGGGCUGUAGAAGGCCUACUCGAUGGCCACAUCAUUCAAUCCGGAGUGAAUGCAGAACAUGUUGAUUUGAUGACAAGAUAUAGAGAUAUUCACCUGCGAGUGCUGAAGCUCUUGGAAGACGCUAGGGUGUACGGACAUGUGUGGACCACGAAGCAGAUCACCUGCUGUCUAACAGAAUGCAGAGAUGAGCUGAGAUACAACAUUGAAGCGGUUGAUUGCCUCAUCCGUAACCAUCUCAUCAAUAUGCCACAAUACGACUUAGCCCUCGCUCACCUGAUGGAUAAUGGUAACAAUUACGUAGCUGUAGCCUUCGCAAUGCAGUUGGUGCAACUGUAUCUAGUUGACGAUAGGAACAACAUUUUCGUGAACGAAUCUGAUUUAUACCACACGACCGAGACUUUGGUCCGCAUCAUGGCGCAUCCGCAACAACCGCCACCAGAGGGUCUGGCGACAUUGAUCGAGACGUUGAGAAUAAAUCAGGAUCCUAGCGCUUACCUUGGAGAGAGAAUGCCCCUUGGACCCACAGCGCAUAUACAUUCCGGCAUCUUACAAGUCCGGAGCCGAGAAUAUGAUGACCCGCCCGGCCUUCAGGAGAAGACUGAUAAUGUGCUUCGGGAAUGGCGCGCCAUGCUUCUCAGUCCAUUGACUGAUGUUGAAUUUAGCCAAAACUUUAACAUUUAUGUUCAUCGAAUGAAUAUGAACGGAAUACUGAAAUCUGAUGAUAUGAUAACUAGAUUCUUCCGUAUUGCUACUCAGAUGUGCAUCGAGAAUGUGUACCAACAGCUGAACGAGGAAAGAGCCAAUCCACCACCGGUCCCAACCAAACGGGAGAAAUACUACGUAAUGUGCGAUUCUUUCAUUAAACUCGUCACUUUACUUAUAAAGAACACCGCUGACGCUGGAAAUCCAACACCUAAACUCAAUCUUUUGAACAAGAUCUUGGGGAUAAUAGCUGGGUGCCUGCUUCAAGACCACGAAGAUCAUGGGAAUAACUUCCAGCAGCUGCCGUACCAUCGCCUGCUGCUUAUUCUCUUCCUCGAUAUGAACAUGGCUGAACCUGUCUUAGAAUCUAUGAACUAUCAAGUUCUGACUGCGUUCUGCCAUACGCUGCGCAUCAUCCGUCCUAGCGUGGCCCCUGGCUUUUGCUAUGCCUGGCUGGAACUGCUCUCACACCGCGCAUUCAUAAACCGAGUGCUCGCUGUCACUCCUCAGCAGAAGUUAUACCAUUGUUUCAUUCAGGGCUGGGGAAUGUAUUCAACGCUGCUCAUAGAUCUAUUCAAAUUCCUGGACCCAUUCUUAAGAAACACAGAACUAGCCGCCCCCGUCAUGGCGCUUUACAAGGGGACACUCAAAGUGCUCCUUGUAUUGCUUCAUGACUUCCCUGAAUUUCUUUGCGAUUAUCACUUCGGCUUCUGUGACGAAAUACCCCCCAACUGUAUACAAAUGCGGAACCUGAUCCUAUCUGCGUUCCCGCGGAAUAUGAGACUACCGGACCCAUUCACGCCCAACCUGAAAGUGGACCUGCUCACCGAAAUAGCGCUAUCGCCCCGAGCGGUCAUAAACUACGCAACGAUCAUCCCCAUAACACAAUUCAAGAAGGACCUAGACGCCUACCUCAAGGCCAGGACCCCCGUUACCUUCCUUUCUGAGCUAAGAAGCAACAUGCAGUUUCCGCAGGUGGAUAACGAACCCGGCCGCCGCUAUAACACGCAGCUGAUGAACGCUGUUGUCCUGUACGUUGGAGCUCAGGCGAUCGCCUUCAUCAGAUCCAAGGGGCAAACGCCAAACAUGACGACCAUCGCCCACUCAGCUCAUAUGGAUAUAUUCCAGAACUUCACAGUCGACUUUGAUUACGAGGGACGGUAUCUGUUCUUCAACGCAAUUGCUAAUCAGUUGCGCUAUCCGAACAGUCAUACGCACUACUUCAGUUGCUGCCUAUUAUAUCUGUUUGCGGAGGCAAACUCGGAAGCUAUACAAGAACAGAUCACUAGGAUGCUACUCGAGAGGCUGAUUGUGAACAGACCUCAUCCAUGGGGCCUCCUGAUUACGUUCAUCGAACUCAUCAAGAAUCCAGUAUACAAGUUCUGGUCACAUGAGUUUGUUCAUUGCGCGCCUGAAAUCGAAAAGCUUGCCAAGCGCCGCAAUGCCACCAGUGAGCACCAGCCAGCCCUCCACCUCGUCCGCUCUGCCCAAGCAGUGGAACCAACUGUUCAAGAAGUAAAUUCUUUUAACUUUAAUGUUGGUGAGGGUCAGCAGACUACGGUUAACUCGCAAUGCAAGUGAAUGUGAAGUGAUGUGAUAAUGUGUUUGUUUGUGAUGAUGUGAAUUGAUCAAUUAUUUAAUAUACCAAUAUAACUAUGAACAUUAAAAUUGUAAUCAGUACGAGCACGGACAAGUCUAAAUGUAAGUAAAUAUUAAUGUCAUUUUGGGGUCUUAAGACUGUUGUAAUUCGAGAUUCAGUAUUAAUAUACUUGAACUAAAAUGUGAACUUAUGUAAAAAAAUAAUUGAUAAGAUUAUAGAGUGUUCCAUGGACCCAAUACCUUUAUGAAAUGUCUCUCUG